Danaus plexippus (monarch butterfly) is the source of this 1842-nucleotide messenger RNA. Its product is annotated as proton-coupled folate transporter-like. Bases 296 to 1792 code for a protein of 498 amino acids. NCBI's taxonomy places the organism in Eukaryota, Metazoa, Arthropoda, Insecta, Lepidoptera, Nymphalidae. The transcript has 7 exons. Gene Ontology annotation, cellular component: membrane. Gene Ontology annotation, molecular function: transmembrane transporter activity. Gene Ontology annotation, biological process: transmembrane transport. The record is from RefSeq and is a predicted model, not a curated record.
AUCACUACCGCUCUGAGGAGACACUACACUCACAAAUUGGUAAAUGGCACCACUUGAAAGUGUAUCCGUUUAAUCUACUUAAGACAAGGAGAUCAGUCCGCUGACGAACCUGUGAACCUACGGCCUCCUAAACCAAGUUGAAAUUCUUUUAAAUUUAUUCACAAUGGAUAUAGUGUUCAAACAAAUAAUAUAUGACCAUGUUUAAAUCAAAUAAAUCCAACAUGAAUAACCUAAAUCUAGGAAUUAUAAAAAUCGAUAUCCUUGGUUGAUUGGUUUUCCAGGAUAAAAAGAAAGAAUGAAUGGAAUAAAUGUUUCGGGAGACAAGAACUCUGAGGAGGUUAAAAAGCAAUCGAAGCCGAAAAGGACAACUGUUAAAGAAAAGCUUAUGCAAAUACGAUCCAAUAUAACUGUUGAACCUAUUAUAGCAUGUUAUAUUAUGUCCAAUGUGUUUUCUGGGUUAGCAGUCCAAAACCUAAACUUAGAAAAGGCGUGUAGAGUGAAUUUGGGGUAUAGCGAUGAAGUCUGUUCAGCGUUAAAUAGACGGCAAACGGAAAACUAUACUUUCGAGGAAUCAGAGGUACAAAAGCUGACAGCGUCCGUACAGGCUUGGAAAAAUGUAGUGCAAACAGCUUUUCCCUGCAUUUUAGUUCUAUUUGUGGGUUCGUGGAGUGAUAAAACCGGAAAACGAAAAGCGUGUAUUCUAUUACCAAUAGUCGGUGAAGUGUUGUGUUGCACAAGUUUUAUUUUAAACACAUAUUUUUUCUACGAAUUACCUAUAGAGGUCACAGCCCUCUCUGAUUUAUUUCCGUCGCUAACCGGAGGAUGGAUCACUGUUUGCGUUGGUGUAUUCAGCUAUAUUGGUGAUGUAACAACGAAAGAAAUGAGAACAUUCAGAGUAGGAGUUGCAAAUUUGUGCAUGUCCUUGGGUAUACCAAUUGGAAUGUCACUAAGUGGGAUACUUCUGCAACAAAUUGGCUAUUAUGGAAUUUUUCUUAUUUCUAAUUGUUUGUAUUUAACCAGUCUAAUUUACGGAUACAUACGUCUUAAGGACCCUGUUAUUUCUGAAGAAAGACGACGAGAGCAACCAGUGGGCUGUCGGGGAUGGAUGUGUUCAUUUUUCGAUGCACGUCAUGUGAGGGAAACUCUCACCGUAGCCUUCAGAAGUGGACCACGACGUAGACGUCUCCGUGUAUCUCUACUCAUAGUGGUCGUCUGUGUUAUAUUCGGACCCUUGCAUGGCGAGAUGAAUGUACUAUACCUGUUCAUGAGAUAUAGAUUCAAUUGGGAUGAAGUACAAUUCAGUAUGUUUUGUACCUACAGCAUCAUAACAAAUUUAGUGGGAACAUUAUUUUCUAUCAGCAUUUUUAGUGACUUCAUGAAACUCGACGAUAGUGUGGUGGGAAUAAUCUCAUGUACAAGCAAGAUAUUGGCAUCCUUCAUAUUUGCAUUCGCUAGUACAAAAACGGAAAUAUACAUCGCGCCGCUAGUUGAAAUAUUCAAUGGCACGUCCUUCAUCGCAAUGCGAUCAAUUGCUUCUAAACUGGUGACUAGCGAAGAAUUGGGAAAAGUGAAUUCCUUGUUUGGCUUGGCUGAAGCAAUGAUGCCACUGGUGUAUGGACCGUUAUACUCUCGGGUCUACAUGGCGACUCUGAACGUUUUGCCGGGAGCUGUGUUUCUCCUGGGAGCCGCCAUGACGGUUCCAGCGGUUGCUAUAUUUGGGUGGAUGUAUUUCGAGCAAAAAGAGGACAACCGGCAAGCCGAAGAAUUGGAAAACGUUAACGAAGUUGCAUAGUUGAUAUGAUAAUUUUAAUCUAUUUUAAGUCAAUAAAUAUUGUUUGAUUA